AUGCAGCGAGCCGGGCCGGGGGCUCCGCACGCCGGGCUGCGGCCGCAGGGACAGCGCCGAGGGGGCUCCGGGGGCAGCGCAGCCCCCCCCAGGCGGGAAAAGCGCCUCGGCGCGGCGCGCGUGCGCAGUGGCGAGAGCCGAGCCAGGGGAGCUUCGGCUCUUCUCGGCAGGUUCCGUAGGCGGGAGUCGCCCCGCCCUGAGGCCUUCGGCAAUCUCCGCCCUUCCUUCGGGUAUCUCCGCCCCCACUUCGGCAGUCUCCACCCCUCCUUCGGUAAUCUCCGCCCCCGCUUCGGCUACCUCCGCCCUCCCUUCGUUAAGUUCCGCCACCACUUCGGCAACUUCCGCCGUUCGGUCGGAAAUGGCCGAAGACGUGCGAGACCCAGCGGUUUAAGGGGAGAAGACCGGCCGGCUUUUCGGAACAAACCAACUGUGUCCGGCCCGGAGGGGGGGGAGCAGGGGAGGGCGGACGGAGCGGGAAGACAAGGCAGCGGCUAUGGCUCCCCCCCCAGCCCCUCGCGGCUCCGCCGGGAGGGCGAAGUGAGGGCGCCGAGAGGCUCCAGACAGAUGAGUAGGGAGCUGGCCACAGAAGAGGAACACAUUCCAGUUUUCCAGCUGAUCGCCCUGUACAAGCGUUGAUGUGCUGGGUGACCUCUGCAGAAACAAUCCCGCAGAAAAAGUGCAGUUAAUGGGCCCAGGAGAAAAGACCUUGAGAUCAGAGCUGGGAGAAAGAAGAGAAGUGGUGGAGGAGUCGAUGUGUGACAUGGAACGGGCCUGAGCUGAGGAGCUGAGGGA
Molecule: messenger RNA, 792 nt
Organism: Empidonax traillii (willow flycatcher)
Lineage: Eukaryota; Metazoa; Chordata; Aves; Passeriformes; Tyrannidae
Exons: 5
Coding region: 1-636 (211 amino acids)
Source: RefSeq, a predicted model, not a curated record